CAGAUGCGCUUGGUGCUCCGGGCAGCAGCGCUGGGGCUGGUGUUCGCGUGUGUUGGUGUGAGCGGUUUGUUUGCUCUCGCGGGGAGGCCCGGCCCUCACUGGAUAAUAAAAGGACUCCAGGCGAGGCGGGCAGAGCGAGGCCCUGCACAAUCAGGGCAGCGUGUGGGCCAGAGAGGGGAGGAAGGAAGGGAAGAGGGAAGAAUAGAGGUGAGGGGCUGUCUGGUUGUGGGAGCAGGAGGCUCGGAGAGGAAGCCGAACAGCUGUGGUAUUCGGAGUGAGUAUAAAUAGCCACCCUGACAGAGCUGGGCCAGCAGGGGUUUGCAGCUGCAGCGGCUCUGGCUCUGCGGGCAGGCCUGUCCACCGCCGGCCACAGCAGUGCGCGCCAGGCACAGGGCUGGGCAGUGGGCAGGCGCAGCCCCAGGGGGCUCUAACCAGAUACCCCUCACCAUCACUGCGGCUGUAGAUGCUCUCCCGUCCAGCCAUGCUGGUAGGCAGCUUCUUCCUCAUGGUGGUCACCAUGACUGCAGCCCAACGUAGGGGGCAAGAGGCGGGCGUGCGUCGCCGGGCACAUCGAGUCCAGCACGGCCAGUGCAGCUACACUUUCGUGCUACCAGAGCCUGAGCCCUGCCCGCCAGAGCCUGAGGUCUUUGGAGGCCCCAAUAGCCUCCAGAGGGACUCUCCGGCCACCACGCUGCACCUGGGGGACUGGCCAGCCCAGCGAGUGCGACAGCUGGAGAAGGUGCUGGAGAACAACACGCAGUGGCUGCAGAAGCUAGAGAAGUACAUCCAGAUGAACUUGAGGUCGGAGCUGGCACAGGCCCAACAGCACAUGGUCCAGAACCAGACAGCCACCAUGCUAGAGCUGGGCACUAGCCUCCUGAACCAGACCACCGCCCAGACCCGCAAGCUGACCCACGUGGAGGCUCAGGUCCUGAACCAGACAUCCCGGAUGGAGAUCCAGCUGCUGGAGACCUCACUGUCCACCAACAAGCUGGAGAAGCAGCUGCUGCUGCAGGGCCACGAGCUCCACCGGCUGCAGGGCCGCAACAGCUUGCUGGAGACGCGGGUGCAGGCACUGGAGUCGCAGCAGCAGACGGAGCUGGAGAGCCUCCGCGGAGAGAAGGAGCGGCUGCGGCGCCUGCUGGGCCGCCAGAGCGGCGCCCUCGCGGGCCUGGAGCGCAGCCUGCGCGCCGCCAGCAGCAACUCCAGUCUCCUGCAGCGGGAGCGGCGCCAGCUGCUGGAGUCGGUGCAGCGCCUGGUGCGCGCCGUGGCCCAGGGUCCGGCCUCGGUGAGGACAGCUGAGCAGGUGUUCCAGGACUGUGCAGAGAUCCAGCGCUUCGGGGCCAACACCAGUGGUGUCUACACCAUCCAUGUGGCCAAUAUGACAGAGCCCAAGAAGGUGUUCUGUGACAUGGAAGCCAAUGGAGGCGGGUGGACCCUCAUCCAGCGCCGUGAGAAUGGCAGUGUGAAUUUCCAGCGAAACUGGAAGGAUUACAAACAGGGCUUCGGCGACCCAGCCGGAGAGCACUGGCUGGGCAACGAGGUGGUGCACCAGCUCACCAGUGGGGCAGCCUACUCCCUGCGUGUGGAGCUGCAAGACUGGGAAGGCCAUGAGGCCUACGCCCAGUAUGAGCAUUUCCAGCUGGGCAGCGAGGGGCAGCUUUACAGGCUUUCUCUGAGUGGAUACAGUGGCUCAGCGGGGCGCCAGAGCAGCCUGGUCCUGCAAGGCACCAACUUCAGCACCCGCGACGCAGACAACGACAACUGCCUCUGCAAGUGUGCCCAGAUGCUGUCUGGAGGGUGGUGGUUCGAUGCCUGUGGCCUCUCCAACCUCAACGGCAUCUACUACCCGGCUCGCCACCACGCACGCAAGCUCAACGGCAUCCGCUGGCACUACUUCCAGGGCCCCAGCUACUCGCUGCGCGCCACCCGCAUGAUGGUGCGGCCCGUGGGCGUCUAGUAGGGACCAGACCACACAGGAGGAGCCAGACUCAGUACCCAUGGACAACCUGGGCCCAACACAGGCAUGGUGCCAGGGGCUUGUUCUGGAAGCCCUGGAUCUCCAAGCCAGCCCUCCUUGCCCCAGAAGUCCAGAGAGUCAAGUGCUUCCCUGCUCCCCUCAAUUUGUGAACUUCUAGGUGUUUGGGGCACCCCACACCCCUCUGCUCUCCUGCCUCCUGCGGGGACUCUGUGCCAGCUUGAAGGUUAUAGGACCCCAAAUGAGCUGAGAACAAACAGCAUUCGCUCCUUAAAGGAACACUGACCAAUGGAAGGAGCGGGACGAGUGGGAAUGUUCACAGGCAGGAUGCUGCUCAGACGGAGGCCGGAUUCUGUCCCUGGGCCGUCUGGGAAGAACAGCUCCCGUUCCAGGCUCCCCGUCCAAGCCUUCCUAGCCUUGGCGUGUCCUUGGACUUCCUUCCCAAGUUUGAAGCCCCCAGAGGGAAUUAGUAUUUCUCCUCCAUGUUCCACCGCUCCAAGGCUCACAGUCAGACAUGGCCUCUCAGGGGCCUCCGGGCUCUGAGAGGGAUGCCUUUACCCAGCACGUCUGAGAGUUCAAAGUGCCUGGGACGGAAUGAGAGAAGGAAACAGCACCUUAGCUCAAAGCAAAUGGGCAUUCUGAGCCGCAGAACUCUUCAGGACCUUUAAUAUGGUCACGGGCCUCGUGACUGCCUGCUGAAGGGCUGGAGUGGGCCCUUUCUCCACGUCCACUCUGUUUUUCAUUGCCAGAAGCUGUGUGCACUUCCGAGAGAGACAGAGAGACAGAGAGAGAGCGAGAGAGCUCACAUCCUCACCAUGGGUCUGGCCAUACCACAAUGCUUUUCCUGCACUCCUCCUCCUGCCCAUCAGGAUUUGGGCAUGUGCUCUCACAAGUCCAGUGUGUUUUUCAAGCUGGCUAGGGCUGGGAUUCAAACUGCAGUCAGUCCUGUGGAUGUAGCUCCCCUAACCACUAGGCAAUGGGGCUGGGCUUGUCCAAAUCUACUUAUUGAAAAUGGCCCUGUUUGUCCCAAAACAUCUCUUGGGGUUGGUGCUCACCUCAGGAGGAGAAGCUACUAGGCCAUGCCCCCCGCCCCCAGCUCUCUCACCCCUUUUAGCUGCAAGAGCUACAGUGACAAACUCAAACAGCCUCUAAAACCAAACGGAAGGGAACGUGGGUUAAAACAGACACCCACUGUCCCUGGAGAAGGGUCUAGAACUGAGCCCUGCCUGUGCCAAGGGCUGGCGUGCUCUAGUCUCCUUCUGGCCCCAGGAAGCCAGCUCUCUGCUGGUGUGGCUGUCCUUGGGACUCCUGGCCAACCUAGCUCAUGCACCCUCAAGUACAGGGACUGUCCAGUCCCAGGUCUGGAUCCUUCUUGCCUCCAAGCCUGAACCCCUGGGCCCUCCUUCCUGCCUCCUCCAAUCAUGUUGCAGCAUCUGGGGGUCCACCGUGGGGAAGAAAGGGUCAGUGCCUGAGUCUGGGAACCCAGAGGCACCUCAUGAGCUUCUUCCAGAGGCUGGAGCCAGAGAGGAGGCAUAGCCACCCUGCCACCCACCUCUACCGUGUCACCCUCAGCCUCCUGCCAAGACGCAUCUUCAGAUUUCUCCAGGAGAGGCCGGGCCAGAAGGAAUGGGACACCCUCACCCCACCUGGCUCUGCCCCAGUUCCCCACCCCGCCCCACUCCACCCCACUCUCAGCCAAUCAAACCCCUGGGCAAACCCAACACAGACUUACUUUGAUCUCCUUAAAGGGAAACAGCACUUUGUACUCCUCAAUGCCUAAAAGACCUGGUUGCUAAUGGUGGCAUUCCAGGUGACAUGGGGAAAGUCCUUAGGACACUGGCUGCCCAGAAAGCUCCAAGUGCCCAAUGCAGCAUUUGCCCAGAGACUAUUUAGCAUCGGCUGUGUACGGGGUGGUGUGGGGGCAAGGCGGGCGUCCCACACCUGCUCCAGCUCUGAGGCCUUAGGCCAGUGCUUCUAUCUCUCACGCUCUGGUCCAUUGUCAAUGCCUCGGUUUUCUUGUCUGUAAAUCGGAGAUAAUGCUCCCUCCUCACUGCCGUAAGGCAGGAGGAACUGAGACCAUCUGUGCAAACUUCUUACCAGAGCUGGCUGAGCGGGUGAUAGAGAAUAGCAGUCACCAAGAGGGGAAGGGCGAGGAAGGCGAUCCCCCCCCCCGCCCCGUUUUUUGUUUUGUUUGGUUUGGUUUGGGUUUUUUUU
This is a messenger RNA of Tupaia belangeri chinensis (Chinese tree shrew), 4192 nucleotides long. It is a transcript of the gene ANGPT4, whose product is annotated as angiopoietin 4. The coding region runs from base 464 to 1960 and encodes 498 amino acids. NCBI's taxonomy places the organism in Eukaryota, Metazoa, Chordata, Mammalia, Scandentia, Tupaiidae. The transcript is spliced from 10 exons. The record is from RefSeq and is a predicted model, not a curated record. Gene Ontology annotation, biological process: blood coagulation.